Molecule: messenger RNA, 3240 nt
Organism: Aspergillus vadensis CBS 113365
Lineage: Eukaryota; Fungi; Ascomycota; Eurotiomycetes; Eurotiales; Aspergillaceae
Product: ankyrin repeat domain-containing protein
Exons: 35
Coding region: 1-3240 (1079 amino acids)
Molecular function (GO): protein binding
Source: RefSeq, a predicted model, not a curated record
AUGGCGACCGCUCUCACCAAAGCUGCGAGACUGAAACCCGAAGUUCGCCUGGGACAGGCUAUCUCCGAGUUUCAAGCCGACUGCUCAUCCCGGGAGAAGGCCACCCUGCGAUCAUACCAGGCAGCUGGAAUCCCACCAAGUAUUCGUGAUGUGAUGCAGUUGACUGCGGAGAUUAACCGAUCGGCUGGGCUUCAAGGACGAUGUUUCGGGUCGCGGCUAACCAACAUUCUUCAGGCGGUGCAGGAGUUCGCUGCACUUGGGGACAUCGUCCUGGGCGCCUCACAGAGCCUUCUGGCCUGUGGCAUCUGGGCUUUGUCCAUCGUCAAGUACUCGACCUAUUUUGAACAGCUAUCCGACAUGCUCAUGGCCGUGGGCCGCUCUGCACCGCGUUAUCAACUAAUGGGCGCCGUCUAUCCCAAAUCCCAACGGCUCAAAACAUCAAUGCUAGAAUACUUCACCGUUGUGCAGCUAUGUCAUCAUACAGCCUUCGGCCAGUGGGCUUCUACUUUGACGGCUUCUCUGAAAGGCUAUGAAUCUGACCUUGAGCUCUGGGCGACCACCAUCAAAGAAGAAGUGAACUUACUUAUGGAUAAUUCAUGGUUCAGGUCGCAAGUCACUAAACGCUUCGAAUCUCAAUCGUACGCAAGAAAGCUGAGAGCGCGCCAGCGGGACUGGAAGCGGAUCCGCAAGCUUGGUAUCACGACUGUUCUGAAGACCUCGGCUGUGUAUAUGCACUGGAAAGCCCCACAAGAUCCAGAAAGGCUACGAUCGCGUACACUCUCCGUCGUUCUCGCCAAUAUGGUGGAUGACCUCAACUUGAAUGUGAGAAGGAAGGCAGUACAUGAUUCGACGCAAAGGUCCUUAGCGCGACAACUGUUGCAAUCGGCAAAUGACUUCGAUGCUGCACGCGAUUCUCUCGGAGACAAGCGUUCUCUUGAGGUUGACGAUAUUGUGAUUUUACUAAAGCAUCUACUGCCGAUGCACUUCGAGGCCUUUAUCAUUCUUGAUGGCUUGAUGCACUGCGAUGCGGAAGCGCGACAAAUCCAGAAAUUCAUCAAGUUGUCAUUGUGUGUGUCUGAACUAAAUCAGCUUUUGAACCAGCAGUUUCUCUCCGUGCAAGAUAACAAACCCGACAUCGAUGCUUUCAUCAACGCCGAGUUGGAGAGAUGUCUCGAAUCCGGAAAGCUUAUCCGGGAUAGCCUUUCUCAAGGAGCCCAGGGAAUGUUUCUGUGGGCGUCUCUGCAGAUAGAAGCCCUGUAUGUGCGAGAUGCCCUUGCAAAUCUGCCUAGAGAUCUGAAAUCUAGCUCCAAGAUUCUGGAUUUAGUUGCGAUCGCAUGCAGGCCACUGACAACAGAGGAAAUGACAGAAGCCCUUAGUGUUGUUCCUUGGAAGACAUUGAAUGACAUGCAUGCAACAUUAAGCUGCUGCGGGAGCUUGCUUACUGUAGAUGAAGAAAGCUCGAGUAUUCGAGUUGUGCAUCAUAGUACCGGAGGAGGGCUUGAUGCGAAUUGUGCAAAUCAAACCAUGGCAGGGAUCAUUGUCACCUACCUGAAUUAUGAUGUGUUCUCUAGGCAGUUCUCCAGCUCGGUGACAGCAGCGGUGGUCAACUCGACGAGCUUUGCAUUGAAGCUGCUGAGAUUGAAAAAGAGCAAUGAUAAGGAUGUUGGCCAUACCUCCAGGGCAACUGACAUGGCAUGGUGGCAGGAGCAUAUUUGGUGUCUUGACCCUGAUACGCCAAACCUACACAAGCUCCUGAUAAACCUAUUGGAGGCUCAUGGCUAUGACAAACAGGACUCAUCUGGGCAGACACCGCUAUCCCAUGCCUGUCAGUGGGGGAGACUGGGUCUUGUUGAGUGGCUCCUCGUCCAUGGUGCUCGCCAUACCGACGAUCUUUCUGGAAAUUCCCCGCUAUUCUGGGCCAUGAAUGGGAGACAUAUCGCUGUUGUUGACUCCCUGCUGCAGAGUGACGUUGUGGAUCCUAAUGUGGUAGGUCCGUCAGGAAAAGAUGUCGAACUGACCAAAUGCUUUCUUGGCUGUGACCGGGUAAAUCGGAACCAAAAGGAUUCCGACGGCUAUACCCCUCUAAUAGCCGCUACGCUCCUCAACUUUGUGCAAGCGAUCCCAAUGUUUCUGUCGGGCCCGCACACCGAUAUCUUUGCCAUGGCUCCAUCCGGAGACUCGGCCCUUCAUAUUGCUGCCGCCAAUCAGAGCCAUGCGAAGGCUUUCAAUCUUCUUUUCGAACAAGCGCGGCUAGAGAAGAAGGGCUCUCAAGCAACGCCAUUAUGGCUAGCAGCCGAAAAUGGGAACCUGGAAGUCAUUCAGUCAGUUUGCCAGUACCAGGACAUUAACCUGGACGUGCCUAACCCUCGCUACAUCGGGAUCGUCAUAUGCCUUGCGAAAACGGGUCACCAAGCUGGCCUUUCGGCACUAUGGGCAGCGGUGUUCAACGCCAUGAUUACUAUCAAGGUUGGAGCGGGCACCCCGCUGGAAACAGCCAUCCUUAUGGGCAAGGUCACAGACAUCAAUCGGCAAGCCCAGGAUGUCAUGACGCCCUUGCAGCUAGCAGUCGAGGAAGGAUGCGAGGAGAUUCGGAUCAUUCAUAACCGGAGGGCUGCGAACCGUGGCCACAGAAUCGAUCUGAACUUCCCACGCAUGAAUGGCGAUACAGCGCUUGGGAUAGCGGCAUCCAAGGGACACAUAGAAGUAGUCCAGAUCCUGAUCUCCACCGGCCAAAACGGCACAACGCCACUGUGGGCCGCUGCGGACAAUGGCCAUACUGAGAUUGUCAACAUCCUUGCAAGCACUGAUGGGGUCGAUGUGGAAUGCCCCAACGCAACAGCUGCAUCGAAAGGCUACUAUCACAUCGUCCAGGCUCUGGUAAAUACUGGCCGAGUGGCUAUCAAUAGGGUGGAUGUUGAUGGUACAACACCCCUGCCUGCGGCCGUGGCAAAAAAAUUUGAUGAUAUUGUAAGAUUCUCGAUCGACAUCGGCGUGGAUUUGAAUGGCACAGCCCCUUUAUACAAUUCUCGCACAGAGCAGGCACCUCUUGUCGUGAAGAUGCUGCUCAACCAGCGCGAUAGAGAGGGGUAUACUCCGCUAGGGAUUGCGGCGAAGAUGGGCCAUGCGAGCAUUGUGGCCAUUUUGGCCAUGGAUAGAAACCGCCAAAGCGCCUUGGAUAUUGCACGGCACGCCGGCCAUGAAGCCGUGGUCAAUGUUCUCGAGGCAGUAGAUCACGCAUAA